AUGCUUGGCUUCCUUGCGCUGUACAUGCCGCGCACGAGUGUCAAAUCCCAGCGCUACCUCGCCGCUGGCCUCCUCAUGGCCAUGCUCGUCCGCACCCUCGGGAUGCGCCGCGUGCUUCUCGGCCUCCGCCCUUUUGUCUACAAGCUCUUGACUGCUGCCAAGGCAGCGUACGACACCCAGCUCCGACCGUUGCUUGACAGUGCCCAGACCAUCCAGGCGCUGCAGACGACAGUCGCCGCCAAAGACACCACGAUUGAUGACCUCGCCGCCAACGUCGCCAACCUCCAUGAAGCCGCACGGGUCCAGCGCGUGGCAACGACCGAGAUCAGCGCCGACCUUAAGGUCCAAGUACAUAAUUUGAAGAUUCGGCUCCACCGCACGACCGAGCGCGCAGCCCAAAGCACAGAGGCGCUGCAGGCAGCCGUUGCAUCCAAAGACGCAGCGAUUGCUGCCAGAGACGCCGCAAUUACCGAGCUCAGAACCCAAGUCGCCGACCUCCAUGAAGCUGCGCGGGUCCAGCGUGUGGCAGCCACAACGAUCAGCGCUGACCUCAAGGUCGAGCUCCACAACACCAAGAUCCAGCUCCACCGCACCGAGGAGCGCGCGCAGCGCGACAUGACCGAGCUCCGCAGCGCGUUCAGCACGCUUCAGCAAGAGCACCGCGCACUCGACAGCAGAGCGACCUCGACCGCUGCCGCGUCCAAAAUACAACUGGCCCACGCCCAUCACGAGAACGUGGCGGUCAAGGGUCUCGCUGCAGCGGCCAUUGCAGCACUCGCCGACUGCCGACGAAAGCACGAAAUGGAGAUGGAAGCGGCCGCAUCAGCCGCCAAAUUCACCCAGAUCCAGCUGUUCCAGUCCAAACGAGUGCUUGCGGCCGUCGCCCAAGAGGCUAUCUCGGCCCAGAACGCAUUGCGUGACGUGACGGCCGAGCGCGACGCAAUGGCUGCCUCCACCAACCGACUCGCCUCAGAGCUGCAAGCGGCCAAGUCACAUGCCACAGCACUGGAGGCCGCGUCGAUGGUCGCUUUGGAGCGCGAGCGUCAAGCUCGUCUGGACACGACGCGGGCGAUGGACGAGCAACGUGCUGUCCAUCAAGAGCGACUGCAAGCAGCGAGAACGCAGCACGAAGCGCUGCAGAACGCGAUGCAAGCCAUGACAAACCGGCACACUGCGAGCCUCGUAGAAGCCUUCGCGCAACUCGACGACGCCGACGUCUUACGGGCAAGAGCCCACUCAGCAAGAGUAUCGCAGCUCGUCGUCCGCGACGUCCAGCAGAGCGAGCACCGAGCGCAGAUCCGGACGCUGCAGGAUGCUCUCGCCGCUGCCAACGCGAGUCGCCAAGCCGACGCCGAAGCCCACGCGGAGUUUGCGGCCAUGAUGCUGCAGCGCGACCGACGCAUCAGUGACCUCGAGGCCAAACGCGGCGAAUAUCUGUCAACGAUGGCAGCGACCAAGGUGGCAGUCGCUGCGGUCCAGCUCGUCUCGCGGGCCACGCUGCCGCCCAACAUAGCCGCCGUCCGCCGCAUCGUGGGCGAAGCCGCGGCUGCUGGCGCCUCCAUCGUCGUGCUGCCCGAGUACUGGGGCAUCCUCGGCCGGCACGAGACGGACAAGGUCGGCCUGCGCGAGGCGCUAACGACGUCGCCGAUCGCUGCCAAGCAGCCGAUGCAGCACUGCAUGCGCGAACUCGCGCUGCAGCACCAGAUCUGGCUCAUCGGCGGCACGAUCCCGCUCGAGUGUCCGAGCGACGCCACCAAGGUGCUCAACACGACGCUCGUGUACAACCCAAGCGGCGACGUCGUCGGUCGCUACGACAAGGUGCACCUCUUCGGCUUCACGCCUGAUGGCAACCAAGCGGCCUUUGACGAAGCGCGCACGAUCGUCGCUGGUUCCACGACGCAAGUCCCGGUCGUGGACCUCCCGUGUGGCCGCGUCGGCCUCUCGGUCUGCUACGACCUGCGCUUCCCCGAGUUUUACCGCGCCAUGGCACCGCUCGCACUCGCAGUCGUGCCCGCUGCCUUUACGCACGUGACGGGCGAAGCGCACUGGGAGAUUCUCCUGCGCGCGCGUGCGAUCGAGAACCAAUGCUAUGUCCUCGCCUCUGCCCAAGGCGGAACCCACGAAAACGGUCGACGCACGUGGGGGCAGUCGAUGCUCAUCGACCCGUGGGGCAAGAUCGUAUCCGAGCUACGGGAAGGCGAAGGCUUCGUGCUCGGCGACGUCGACCUCGACGUGAUCACGCGCACGCGCCGCCAGCUGCCGGCCUUGGACCACCGUCGCAUGUAAUGCGUCUGGAUGUAAUAGCACAAGCAAGCAAUGCAAAUGUGUACUAGCAUGGAG
This is a messenger RNA of Saprolegnia parasitica CBS 223.65, 2340 nucleotides long. RefSeq lists its product as hypothetical. Gene Ontology annotation, molecular function: hydrolase activity, acting on carbon-nitrogen (but not peptide) bonds, in linear amides. Lineage: Eukaryota; Oomycota; Saprolegniomycetes; Saprolegniales; Saprolegniaceae. The record is from RefSeq and is a predicted model, not a curated record. The transcript has 3 exons. Bases 1 to 2286 code for a protein of 761 amino acids.